CUAAAAGGCCACAUCUGUUCCCGCCAGUUUUGCCUUGUUUUGAACUUGAUAAAUACUUCUUGAAAUUCUUUAAAAAUCUUUGAAUCUAUUGAAAAACAAAGUACAAAAUUGCAUAAUUAUUCAAAUGGAUCAUCAAAACUCACAAUCCUUUGGCUCUCAAUCACAUUUCUAUGUAUCAUUUCUGCAAGACAGCUUGAAAUCAAAAGAACCAUUUCCCAUAAAGUCAAUCCAUGGCCGUAUAAUCAAAUCAGGCGUCCAUUUAAGUGUUUUCCUUAUGAAUAAUCUCAUCAAUGGGUACGCGAAAACCGGGUUUUUAUCGUAUGCUCGUAAGGUGUUUGAUGUAAUGCCUGUGAGAGAUACUUCUUCUUGGAAUACAAUUUUAUCUGGGUAUUCAAAAGGAGGUUUAAUUAAUGAAGCCCGUUCGAUAUUUAAUGAAAUGACUUAUCGGGAUUCUGUUUCGUGGACUACUAUGAUUUCUGGAUAUAAUUUUGUUGGUCGUUUUCAGGUUGCAAUUCAGAUGUUUCUUGAGAUGGUUAGUGCAUCUGAUCAUGUUUUGCCGACACAGUACACGUUUACGAGUGUUCUUGCAUCGUGUACUGAAAUUAGAGCGUUACACGAGGGACGGAGAGUUCAUUCCUUUGUUGUUAAAUUUGGGUUGAGUAGUUAUGUUUCUGUGGCGAAUUCUCUGUUGAAUAUGUAUGCUAAGUCAGGGGAUACAAAUGCAGCUCAUAUCGUUUUUGAUGGGAUAGCAGUGAAGAACACGUCGAGCUGGAAUACAUUGAUCUCGUUGCAUAUGCAGACUGGUCAGGUGGAUUUAGCGUUGGCACAAUUUGAGCAAAUGAAUGAGCAUGACAUAGUUUCAUGGAACUCAAUGGUUACGGGCUAUAAUCAGCAUGGCUUUGAUGUUCUAGCUCUUAAUAUGUUUUCUAAAAUGCUUAAAGAAUCAUCGCUGGAACCUGAUAGAUAUACUUUAGCCAGUGCUUUAUCAGCUUGUGCUAAUCUUGGGGAAUUAAAUGUAGGAAAACAAAUCCAUGCUCAUCUUGUCAGAACUGAAUUCGACGUGUCAGGAGCUGUUGGAAAUUCUUUGAUUUGCAUGUAUUCCCGAAGCGGUGGCGUAGACAUUGCUCGAAGAGUAUUAGAGAAAAAUAGAGAGUCCAGUCUAAAUGUAAUUGCAUUUACAGCACUACUGGAUGGGUACAUAAAGGUUGGUGAUAUAAGUCCAGCAAGGAAGAUUUUUGACUCAUUGAAGGACCGCGAUGUAGUUGUUUGGACAGCCAUGAUUGUUGGUUAUGUUCAAAAUGGCUUUAAUGAUGAUGCGAUGGAACUCUUUAGGUUAAUGGUUAAAGAAGGGCCAGACCCGAAUAAUUAUACUCUAGCAGCAAUGUUAAGUGUCUGUUCAAGUGUGGCAUCGUUAAAUCAUGGUAAGCAAAUCCACUCAGCAGCCAUUAAGGCAGGGGAAGCGUUAUCAGUUUCUGUUAGCAAUGCCCUGAUAACUAUGUAUGCCAAGGCUGGAAAUAUCAGCUGUGCAAGGAGAGUAUUUGAUUUGAUACACCUGAACAGAGACACGGUCUCUUGGACUUCGAUGAUCUUGGCUUUAGCUCAGCAUGGACUUGGAGCUGAAGCCUUGCAAUUGUUUGAGAAUAUGCUUGCACUUGGAAUGAAGCCUGAUCAUAUAACAUAUGUUGGUGUUCUUACUGCUUGCACACAUGUAGGAUUGGUUGCUCAAGGCCGUAGUUAUUACAAAAUGAUGAAAGAGAUGCAUGGAAUUGAACCGACGUCUAGCCAUUGUGCUUGCAUGAUUGACCUCUUUGGUCGUGCUGGAUUACUAGAAGAAGCACAAGACUUCAUAGAAAAUAUGCCAAUCGAACCAGAUGUGAUCGCAUGGGGUUCACUUUUAGCAUCUUGUAGAGUUCACAAAAAAGUGGAGCUAGCCAAAGUUGCAGCUGACAGAUUGCUUUCAAUUGAUCCCGAAAACAGUGGGGCAUACUCAGCACUUGCCAAUGUGUAUUCUGCUUGUGGAAAAUGGGCAGAAGCUGCUAAGAUAAGAAAAUCAAUGAAGGAUAAGCAGGUCAAGAAAGAACAAGGAUUUAGCUGGAUUCAAAUAAAAAGCGUAGUCCAUGUCUUUGGGGUUGAAGAUGGGCUUCAUCCGCAGAGAAAUGCUAUUUACAAGACAAUGGAAAAAAUCUGGAAAGAUAUCAAAAAGAUGGGGUUCAUUCCAGACACCGAGUCAGUGCUUCAUGAUCUUGAUUAUGAGGUGAAAGAGCAGAUUCUUAGACAUCAUAGUGAGAAGCUUGCAAUUGCAUUUGGGUUGAUAAAUACCCCGGAGAAUACUACUUUAAGGAUCAUGAAGAACCUUCGAGUUUGUAAUGACUGUCACUCGGCAAUCAAAUUUAUCUCCAAGCUUGUAGGGAGAGAAAUCAUUCUGAGGGAUGCCACUCGUUUUCACCAUUUCAAAGGAGGUUUCUGCUCAUGUCGUGACUAUUGGUAGAUCAUGAACAAAAUUUUAUCUAAAACUCCACAUCAGAGCGGCUGGAGAAAAGCAAAAGAAAAAAUCUUCGAUGCUGGAUACUGCUAAAAAACAUAAGGAAUCUGAGUUUGAGAAACCCAUACAUAAAGGUAAACAUUACUACGAAGUAUGCCUUCACUGAUGGUGGUGCUGUAUAGCUUUGUCAUCCUGUAAGUAGCUCCUCAGAGCAGCUUUGUGGUAUACAACAACAACAUAAUACCCAGUGUAAUCCCAUAAGUGGGGUCUUGGGAGGGUAGAGUGCGUGCAGACCUUACCCCUACCUUGGGAGGUAGAAAGGCUAUUUUUCGAUCAGAGUGGCUUUAUGGUAUACGUGAUGAAUUCUAAAAUAAGAAAAGAUCAUAUAUUUUUGUAUAUUCAUUGUUUACAGACUAAGAUGUUAUCUUGGAGAACUGCUUCUGCAGGAUUCCACAUGACUAACCUAUUGGAUGAACUAUUCUCUCUCCUUCAUCUCUCAGUACACCGAGUCAGAUGUAGAAUACAUGAUUUCCCUUUGCUGAUGCUCUAGUUCGUGGCUGCAUGCAGUGGUGGAGCAGGUCAUUAUUCACAGAUGACUCUACUGACAUUUAUCUCAUAGGGCAGAGCUGAUUGUGUAACAAAAUGGAGAGAACAAGUGUAUGACGACAAUAAUGCUGAGAUCCAGGGAUAGCUUUCUUUUGUAAUCUUCGAGUUGUCUUUGUUGUUUGGUAGUGUAUCAGUACUAUCAUAACCAGAAAAACAGUACAAAUUUUAGCAUUUUUUGAAUAUUUCGUCGAGCUGUUAAUUGAUUUACCAUUCAUGAAUUCAAGCAAUAUAUCAUAUACAGCGCAAAUGGCGGUGUAUUGUUUUUCCUU
Messenger RNA from Solanum dulcamara, 3357 nucleotides. Its product is annotated as pentatricopeptide repeat-containing protein At2g22070. Gene Ontology annotation, biological process: RNA modification. The transcript is spliced from 3 exons. Bases 125 to 2488 code for a protein of 787 amino acids. NCBI's taxonomy places the organism in Eukaryota, Viridiplantae, Streptophyta, Magnoliopsida, Solanales, Solanaceae. Gene Ontology annotation, molecular function: protein binding; RNA binding; zinc ion binding. The record is from RefSeq and is a predicted model, not a curated record.